Molecule: messenger RNA, 1362 nt
Organism: Cercospora beticola
Lineage: Eukaryota; Fungi; Ascomycota; Dothideomycetes; Mycosphaerellales; Mycosphaerellaceae
Product: S8 family peptidase
Biological process (GO): proteolysis
Molecular function (GO): serine-type endopeptidase activity
Source: RefSeq, a predicted model, not a curated record
AUGUGGAGGCGCUUCGGACAGUGCAUUGCACUCGCAACACUUGGGCUCAGCGUCUCGUCGGUGUUGGCGAUCCCUUCGCAGCUAAGCAGUCAACCUUCGCAGCCAAGCAGUCAUCAGUCUGGCGGAGAGGAGCACAUCGUCGUCAUCGACAAGAGCAAACCAGUCCCUGCAAAGGUCGAGGAAAUCCUGCGUCAACUGGAUCUGAACACAACACAUCCCGAUGUCCGGCAUAUCUUUAAUAACAGCUACUUCCAAGGCUUCUCUGCCUCCAUGAAGUCUCACUGUCUCGACCUGUUGGCCAAUAUGACCGAAGUAACCAUGGUAGAAAAGGCGACAACGGUCUCCCGCGGCAAUGUUUACAGCACGCGCCCAAAUGCCCCGUGGGGCUUGCAACGAAUCUCUACGGCGUUGGCCCUGAAGGGCAGCGAAUCUUCCUUGGAUUACACGUACAAUUUCGCCGACGAUUCGCUCGGCAACGGUGUUGAUAUUUACAUACUGGACACUGGUCUCUACGCACAGCACAAUGUCUUUGGUGGACGCGCAAAUAUGCUAUGGUCAUUCGAUGGAGACAUGCGAGACAACGACGGCCACGGCACGCAUGUCUCUGGUACGGCCGCGGGUUCAAUCCUCGGAGUGGCUUCGAAAGCUCAACUCUAUGGUGUCAAGGCUCUCGACUCCAACGGUCUUGGCUCGUCGUCCGAUGUCAUCGCAGGCAUAGACUAUGUUAUUAGACGUCACGAGGAGCAGCUUCGAUCUGGCAAGGACUACACAGGUUCGGUCAUAUCAAUGUCCCUGGCGACGUCAGAGCCUGUGCAAGCAAUCGAUGCUGCAGUCUCUGCUGCGCUCGCAGCUGGCAUUCAUGUAUGUGUGGCGGCUGGCAACAAUGGUGAAGAUGCUUGUCAAUCGUCACCCGCUUCCUCCGGAGGAUCGAAAGGUUCAGCGAUCACCGUCGGCGCGAUUGAUAUGGAUAACCAGCGAGCCUCCUUCUCGAAUCACGGCUCCUGUGUAGACCUGUACGCGCCUGGAGUCAACAUAAUCUCAAGCUGGAUCGGCAAGCCGAACAUGGUCAACUCGCUGUCAGGGACUUCAAUGGCGACUCCGCACGUUACAGGUAUCAUUGCUUAUGCCAUGAAGAACAAGACUUUGGCAGCGAGUCCGAGCCUGAUGAAGGAAUGGCUCCGAAUGACGGCAUUGCCGCUCGAGGAUGGCACACUGUCGGCAAACAAUGGUGUUCAUGCCAGUAAGAGCUCUCGUAGGGCGAUGAACGCGCCGAUCAACAGGGCUCGCAUCGGGCAGAGAAAUGUAUGGGCGUACUCGACAACCAAAGUUCCCAUUGCUGGCGUAGCUCAGCUUCGAAAGUAG